ACAAACAAAAUAAAAAAAGGACACAAGUGAAGAAGGAAAGGAAAAAAAAGGGGGAUGGGUCAUGGGGGAAUGUGAAGAACGCGUCAUGUAGUUAAAGCAACGAACGCGGCGUGUGAUCAGAUGAUAUAUCCUCCUUCAACCUUACACUCCUUUUUCUCUCCUUUGUCUCCUCCUCUUGUUUCUCUCUUUCAAUUUCUGUUUUCCCCCUUCUAAUUUUGGCCACCGUGUCAUCUUAACAUCAAAACAUAUAUAUACAUAUUGUAUAUACGCACACCACUUCUUUCCUUCUAAGAGCCAUGACUGGCAGAGAAAUCCUCAAUAAGAUGAAGGAAAAAGUUCAAGAAAAAGUUGGCAUAAACCCUUCCAAUGCUGAUUCUGGGAAAGGGAAGAGUAAAAUGUCGAAGAACAUAACACAUGGUUAUUAUUUAAUCAAGGGGAAAUCGAAACACCCUAUGGAAGACUACGUUUUUGCAGAGUUCAGGCAAGUUGACGACAUCGAGCUCGGUUUAUUUGCCAUAUUUGACGGUCAUUUGAGCCAUGUUAUUCCCGAUUAUUUGAAGACGAAUUUGUUUAAAAAUAUCUUGAAUGAGCCUAACUUUUGGACAGAACCGGAGAAUGCGAUUAGGAAAGCGUAUGAUGUAACCGAUACAAAUAUAUUGGAACAGGCCAUUGAUUCGGGCAAAGGGGGUUCCACAGCAGUGACGGCAAUAUUGAUCAACUGCCAGAAGCUGUUAGUAGCAAAUGUUGGCGAUUCUCGGGCUGUGAUAUGUAAGAAUGGUGUGGCUAAACAGCUUUCAGUUGAUCAUGAGCCUGCUUCCGAAAGGGAGAGCAUCGAAAAUAGAGGUGGUUUCGUUUCGAGCUUUCCAGGGGAUGUAGCUCGUGUUGACGGUCAGUUGGCUGUGGCCAGGGCGUUUGGUGACAAGAGUUUAAAGAAACAUCUUACCUCAGAGCCGGAUGUGACCACUGAAACGAUAGAUGAUGAGACCGAGCUCGUAAUAUUGGCAAGUGAUGGUUUAUGGAAGGUUAUGUCGAACCAAGAAGCUGUCGAUGCCAUCAAAGGCAUUAAGGACGCUAGAUCUGCUGCAAAGCACCUAACUGAGGAAGCUGUUAAUAGGAACAGCAAGGAUGACAUUUCCAUCGUAGUUGUAAGAUUUUAGUGAUCUGUAAGUGUGUCUGACUUCUCUUGUUUCUGUUUGAUCGAUUUCCUUUCGAACCUUUGUCAUGUUCGAGAAUGCUUAUGCAUAUUUUGUGUCGGUACCCGAAGCUUUCUACACUAAACUGUAAUGAAGUUGUAUAAGAAUCAAUGAAACUAAUGAAGCUGUCUAAGAAGUAAUGAAACUGAAGUUGAAUUUGUAUCA
Messenger RNA from Hibiscus syriacus, 1358 nucleotides. RefSeq names its product probable protein phosphatase 2C 39. The record is from RefSeq and is a predicted model, not a curated record. The transcript is spliced from 5 exons. NCBI's taxonomy places the organism in Eukaryota, Viridiplantae, Streptophyta, Magnoliopsida, Malvales, Malvaceae. Gene Ontology annotation, cellular component: nucleus; cytosol. Bases 297 to 1157 code for a protein of 286 amino acids. Gene Ontology annotation, molecular function: protein serine/threonine phosphatase activity. Gene Ontology annotation, biological process: protein dephosphorylation.